AUGGGUACGGAUGCCUUUCAAGAGGCAGAUAUAAUUGGUUUUACGACCCCAUGCACAAAAUGGAAUAUGGUGGUUCGAGACAUCCGAGAUCUUCCCGCCCAAAUGAACGAUGCAUUUCGAAUUGCCAUGAGUGGACAAUCUGGUCCCGUUCUAGUGGCAUUACCCAAAGAUGUGACUAGUGCAGUUCUUGAGGAUGCUAUCAGAUUGACUCCGUUUCAGUCCAUUCCCACGGUAGUAUAUUGCCCUGUUUUACAAUCUGAUGUCUUCAAAGCCAAUCGAUCAGCAAGCAUCCAAAGAUGCGCAGAGCUUAUCAACGUAGCUCAGAAACCCGUCAUCUAUGCAGGCCAAGCCCUCCUUAUGCGUACAGAGGGCCGCAGAGUAUUAGCACAGCUGGCAGAAACUGCCUGCCUGCCGGUUACCGCGAGUCUUCUUGGCCUUGGAUUUUAUGCUAAUAAGGCAAUCCAAACUGCUGAUUUGAUUCUCACUUUGGGCCCACGCUUUGAUGAUCGUGCUAUUGGAGACCCCACUCGCUUUGCCCCUGCUGCGAGGAAGGCUGGUAAAGAACAAAGGGGAGGCAUUCUUCACUUUGAAAUACACCCUCCUCAUAUCAACAAGGCCAUCAAAUGCAAUGACUUUGUCCUUGGGGAUGUUACCGAGGUGCUCACUGAACUGCUUCCUUAUUUUCAGAAGGUGGAGAGCAGGCCCAACUGGAUGGGCCAGAUUUCUGAUUGGAAAAAGACAUACCCAAUGCAGGCAACCAUUCCGCAAAGCACAAAUAUAUCUCCCAAAUAUGCGAUCAUGCUCCUGAGCGAACUUACCGAGAUGACAAACAAGCGGACGAUUAUUACCACUGGUGCCGGAUCCCAUCAGAUGUGGACAGCUCAGUACUUCCGAUGGACUGGAAAUUGUUCGCUGGUCACUUCUGGAGGAGCAGGGACAAUGGGAUUUGGUAUUCCUGCCGCCGUUGGUGCCCAACUUGCAGAACCCGACGCAAUGGUUAUUGAUAUUGAUGGGGACGCAUCCCUGAGUAUGUCACUGCACGAGAUGGCGUCAGCCGUGGAACGCGGACUUCCGAUCAAGAUUUUGCGACAUGUCGGCGUGCAUCAACGAAACCCAGACUUUGUGAAGGUGGCUGAUGGUAUGGGCUUUAAAGCUCAGCGAUUAGAUGCUAUGGCUGAUAUUGAAGCUAAACUUGAGUGGUUUAUUCACUCAGAGGGGCCAGUCUUGCUAGAUGUCCAGGUGGACGACAAGAUUCCCGUGCUUCCAUGGGUUCCUACUGGUAAGUCACUGGAUGAGAUGAUCAUCGACGCCAUCCAGCUGCCUUGA
Molecule: messenger RNA, 1326 nt
Organism: Penicillium malachiteum
Lineage: Eukaryota; Fungi; Ascomycota; Eurotiomycetes; Eurotiales; Aspergillaceae
Product: Thiamine pyrophosphate enzyme C-terminal TPP-binding
Exons: 3
Coding region: 1-1326 (441 amino acids)
Biological process (GO): L-valine biosynthetic process
Cellular component (GO): acetolactate synthase complex; mitochondrion
Molecular function (GO): thiamine pyrophosphate binding; flavin adenine dinucleotide binding; magnesium ion binding
Source: RefSeq, a predicted model, not a curated record